This is a messenger RNA of Hibiscus syriacus, 1173 nucleotides long. Its product is annotated as probable WRKY transcription factor 14. Gene Ontology annotation, biological process: regulation of DNA-templated transcription. The record is from RefSeq and is a predicted model, not a curated record. Gene Ontology annotation, cellular component: nucleus. The transcript is spliced from 3 exons. Lineage: Eukaryota; Viridiplantae; Streptophyta; Magnoliopsida; Malvales; Malvaceae. Gene Ontology annotation, molecular function: transcription cis-regulatory region binding; DNA-binding transcription factor activity. Bases 1 to 1173 code for a protein of 390 amino acids.
AUGAGCACUGCUGUUAGUCUAGAAAUGGAGAAUUAUCAAGGUGAUUUAAACGACAUAGUUCAAGCCUCUGCUGCUCAACAAUCAGAUACGGUUCCAUGGAAGCAAUUCACCCCCGAUCCUCUGAGUUUUUCAUCGUCGGCGGCAGCCAUGGAAUAUCAUAGAGUAAACGAUUUCGGAGACCCUUUCUCCACCAUGAGAGAUCCAGUUCUUCUUCACGAGCUUAACGGUUCGGGUUCCAGCUAUUUUAGCAGCCCUAGUUCCACCAACGAUCAUCAUAUGAUUAAUAUCGAAGACACUUCAAGCUUUUCUACCGGUGGUCUUGAUGAAACCACGAGUCCUUGUAACAGUUUUUCUCGGGUUCACGUCUUCCAUGGUCAUAGCUCCAGUCCACAACCCGUGCCACCGCCGCCGCCGCCGAGUUAUCCACCGGUGAUGGGUGCUGCCGUUGUUUCCCCCAGAGGACAUAAGGCGCCUGCUGUGCUCCCAAGCGACAUGCUUAAUGUAAACCCCUCAAUCCCGGUGCAGAUCUCAUCUCUGCGGAAUCCCGGUAUCAAGAGAAAAAAGUGUCAGGCCAAGAAGGUGGUGUGUAUACCAGCACCGGCAGCUGCAAUCAGCCGGUCUAGUGGAGAAGUGGUUCCCUCUGACCUGUGGGCGUGGAGAAAAUAUGGCCAGAAACCUAUCAAAGGCUCCCCUUAUCCAAGGGGCUACUACAGAUGCAGCAGUUCCAAAGGCUGUUCAGCCAGGAAACAAGUGGAACGAAGCCGAACCGAUCCGAACAUGCUCGUGAUCAGCUACACGUCCGAGCACAAUCAUCCAUGGCCAACUCAAAGAAAUGCACUUGCAGGUUCAACAAGGUCUCAGCCAUCAAAAGCCAAUGCUACUAGUAGUGGUUCCAAGGUUGCUUCACCCAGUAAUUCUCAACCCCAAAACACAGCCAAAGAGACCAGCAGCAACAAUGACAAAAAGAGCACAUCAGUUAAAGAAGAAAUACCUGAAUUACCAAAAUCACAGCAGCAAACUGAGGAUCUUUUUGCAGAUUUGGAUGAACUAGAACUAGAUACGGACCCUUUUAACCUGUUGUUUGGUGGUGACAACGAAGAUGAAAUGCAAAACGAAAACCAUCCCAUUGACCCAUUCGGCCUGUUUGAUUACAACAACAACGCUUCGUUUUGA